ACAAAAACACGCGGAGCGCUCGGUCACAUGUAGAGCGUCCACGAAGGAGAGGAAGGACGGAGGGAAGCGGCAGUUGGUCCCAACGUUACCGGUGUUCAGGCAGCAGAGACCCCCGCUGAGGUUACCCGCUCCUGUCGCUCCCUCCCUCCCCCGCUCCGCUCCGCUCCGUGCGCUCCUCAUAUGGUUCUCCUCCGGCACAUCUCCAUCGCCCUGACCGCCGCCGUGGCUGCCCUGGGCUCAGCGCUCUUCAUCGCCUUGAACUACUUCUACAAGAGGCGAAUAUGGUCACCACAAGCGGAAUACUGCACGAUCAAGGAGGAGGAGGAGGAUCGUGGGAAACGUCAGGUCCUUGUCCUCGGUCUGGACGGGGCCGGGAAGAGCAGCAUGCUGCAGGGUUUGACCCCCGGAGAGCCGGCGGCUAAGAGAGGCCGCUGCCGCCCCACCCGCGGCUUCAACUUCAUGAGUCUCAACGCCCCCGCCUGUCAGCUCGACUUCCUGGAGAUUGGCGGUGGGGAGGACCUGCGGCGGUACUGGUCCGAAUACCUGAGAAGGACUCAUGUUCUGGUGUACGUGGUGGACUCCUCUGACAGGAGCCGCCUCCCAUUGGCUAAGACUGAACUGCACCGCCUCCUCAGGGUGGAGCCUCAGCUGCCUGUGGUCAUCCUGGGAAACAAGCAGGAUAAGCCCAAUGCCGUGAGCGUGUCGGAGCUCCAUGAAGCCUUGUCUCUGGGCUCUGUGAUCGAGGACAGGAAGCUGUUCCUCUUGGCUGCCCAGCUAGGCUCGGAUGGAGCCCUGAGGAACUCCUGCCGGGGCCUGGACACCUUCCAGGACCUCCUGCUCCAGCUCAUCUGAUCUCAUCUCCCCCAACAGAGCUGCAGAGGAGGAGAUGGAGGGACAGAAACAAAGUAACGGCUCGAAGAUAUCUUCCCCCUCCUUGUUUAAGCUCUGGCUCAAAGGAGGAGGAGGAGAUGACGAAGGCUGCAGGAAUUUCCAUACCAAAAAAGAGUAGAUUGAGAAGAUGCCAGUACUUCCUGCUGCUCCUUCUCCUCAUCUGCUUCUUAAUCAUUUUCAGACUACGUCAUUUUAGAAAAAGCAAAAUCCUCCUCCUCUUUCAGCUCAUGUCACUUACACUUUUUAUCCAAAUUGUCUUACUCACUGAAGAGGAGGAGGUGAAGAGGGAGGAAGACGAGGACAGAUGGUGGGACAAAAAGAUGAGGGUUUGUUCACCUCCUGCCAGUGACUCAGACUUGGGACUAGUCUUAAUGUCAACUUGUGACAGGUUUAUUUAAGCACGUAGAUUGCACUGUAUAUAUAUAUGUAUAUAUAUAUAUAUAUAUAAAAUGUGAAGUGUCAAGUAUGUAGAUGCACAUACAGAUUUUCGUCUGGUUUGCUGUAACUUGAAAACCUUUUUGUGUGUGAUCAGAGAAAUCAGCAGAGCAGAACAGGCAACAUUCAGGGUUUGCCAGGUUGGAGCCCCCAGAGACUAAAGCUGCACCAGCUCUGUGAAUUCAUCAACCGGGUCUUAAGAAGAUACUCGCCGACUUCUGCACAGAGGCUUUUCUGAGAUCUAGGAGAAUUUUGCAAGGGAAUUUAAAAGGACCCCUUGACAUUUUGAAAAGAAGUGUGAUGUUUUUUUUCUCACGACUCUUGUCAGACUGUGGGGGGAAAGUUUCUACACUUUUCCAUGACUUUCUUCACAGCAGCCUGAGAACAUCUUAGGCAUUUUCAUUUGAAACUAGAUUUUCUUUGGGUAUUUUUUUUUUUUUUUUUUAGCGAAACACUUAACAAACACAGCCAUCUAGCACAUAUCACACUCAACUUUGCCUUUUCCAAACAGACAAAUGAAUGCGUUAAAUGUACAGUUUCUUUUCCAGAUGACAAUUAAAACAGAACUUUGUACAGACACAAUCAGGAGUCAUACAAGGUCAUAGGUCAAGGUGAAAGGCAGGUCAAAACCUUCUCUCAAUCAGUACCUAACGCUCAUCUUUAGCACAGUUUUGCUUUAUAAUUACUGACCGUUAGCUUACCAGGAUAACGCUAACAAACAGGCUAAGCUUCCUGACUUUUUCCCCACCUCUCUGCAGCUUUGUGUCUUUUAUCGACAACACAUGACACACAUUGAAACAGAUCACUGGAGCAACAAGAGAGAUAGAUCAAUUCCUUAACAAAUUAAACUAAUCAAACCUAACUUGAGUCCAGAGAUUUAUGCAACACAACAGCCCAACACCAACCCGAAAAAUGUUAUUUUGACUGCACCCUUCACAUAGCAAAACUUUAGUCCAAUAUUUUUCUUUUUGUCAAUAAAUCCCAGAGAAAGGCCAGAAUUAACGAUGUGGUUGUCCCUGUCAAUACUUCCCUACCCUGCCUGUGACUCUCAGUGCCAAGCCCAUUGGUUCCUGCUGAGGACAUAAAUCUCUAAAAACAGCUCACAGAUGUAUAGAUUCAUUUUUUUUAAAAGGUUCAGUAAUUUCCUAAAACAGCUGUGGUAAAAUGAAGGAUAUAGUGCAUUCGUUGGGGAUUAUUUUCAGCGUGGGAGGAAUACACAUUUUGUGCUCUAGAGGGUAUUUCAGGCAGUUUCCAUCCAAAUGCAGUGCAAAUUUCAACUGUAAUUCCAGAAAAUUGCUAAAAGAAAAUGCAAAUUAUUGCGCAUUUCCAUUCACUGCUGUUAUACUAAUAUUAGGAGUUAAUGUGUUGAUAUAUACAGCUGGUGGUGCAGAAGAAAAGGGUGCAACAAGAUGAUCUCAAUAGGCAAAAAACAACGUAAAAAAACAUGAUGGAAAUAUGACAUUCUGUUUGUUUCAUGUAUUAAUUUGAGGAACGUUACAGUUUCCUCAUCGCUCCACAAGGAUCUGAUGUUUUCGUCUCUUCGAUCAAAUGAAAAAUGCCUUUUAAACCCUUUUAGAUCACAUCCCUGGUCAUAUUGUGCACCUAUUUAA
Molecule: messenger RNA, 2936 nt
Organism: Thunnus maccoyii (southern bluefin tuna)
Lineage: Eukaryota; Metazoa; Chordata; Actinopteri; Scombriformes; Scombridae
Gene: arl10
Product: ADP-ribosylation factor-like 10
Exons: 4
Coding region: 181-852 (223 amino acids)
Molecular function (GO): GTP binding; GTPase activity
Source: RefSeq, a predicted model, not a curated record